AUGUGCCUUGAUCCUUCAUCACGUCGCGCCUUUUUUGCAAACACGCGCGAUGCAAUUUGCCUACAAUUGAUUGGCAUCCAGCGUUCUGAGUUUGCCUCUCCGCCGAGCUUCUGGAGAGCGCUGGAGCUGGAAAAUGCCAUACCUGGUAUGUCUUCCAAAUACGGUAUGAGACACAUGGACAACGCAAAAGAUGUUCAUGAAACUGCCAAAACAUGCGCCAUGUGCUUCCUCGUGCUUGUGGCUUUUACACAGCGAUACAAAUAUACCCGCCCCUUUGCGGAAAAGCCCAUCUUUCUCAGUCCUUUGUGGACUACUGGAACUGCUACGCCAAAGACUCCCAAUCCUGUGGAUGAUCAAACACCCCUCAAAGGGAUGCUCAUUUGGGUGCCAAUUGACGGCCAUCCGCCUAUCGAAGGAAAUUUAGAUAUUAUCGAGCGAGGGGGAUAUGCCCCAUGCAUAUUGUUAUUUUUCACUGAUGAUGAAAGUCCUCAUACAUUCCAGCGCAUAGUCGGCAGAUGCCCAGUUCGCCACGAUACGGGAAGUCCCCAAACACUCUCACGCCUCCGUCAUUAUUUCACCACAUGCCGAGGGAAUCACCCCAAGUGUUUGGAAACGGUCGCAGGUCCUCCUUUCGGCAAAGAUGAAGAACCGAUACUUCCAACACGUAUCAUCGACCUCGGGCAUCCAGGUUCUAACGGAGAGCCUGAACCUCGCCUAAUUUAUGCAGAAAAAUCUCGCGGCAACUAUGUCGCCCUUAGCUAUCGUUCUCCCUAUAAUACAGAACCGUUUUGCACAACCAGUAAGAGUAUCGGGGACCAUCUCCAGGGCAUCCCAUGGGACAAUUGUCCCAAACUAUUUCGAGAUGCGAUGAAGAUGACCAAGGACCUGGGUAUGCGUUACAUCUGGAUUGAUCUACUCUGUAUUGUACAGGAUGACCGUGAUGAGUGGCUCAGUGAAUCGAAAAAGGCGGCUAAAAUUUUCGAGAGAGCAACACUCGUUAUUGCCGACUCGAUGGCAUGGACUUUCGACGAGGGACUCUUCAAUUCUCGGGGAAUGUUACGAUAUUCACCAUCUCCAACUCUUGCCCGGAUCCCCUACCAUGACGUAUCUGGGAUUUCAGAUGGCACAAUGCUCUAUGUCGAUUAUGACAUCUCCUACAGUCCCUGGGGACCUCGAAACGACGAUCCAAAUGAGACGUACAGCAGCUUCCAAGGGCGGGCCUGGGUGACGCAAGAAUUCUUAAUGGCACGGCGUGUCGCUUUCUUUACGUUAUCUGGUUUCGUCUGGUCAUGUAGAUCAAUUCGAAUAAGACCCAACGGCAUCCAAGACGCGUCAACCAGAAAUUUACACAACAUGAAAUGGUCCGAAAUCGUCCAGCAACAUGUGUCGACCGAGCUGAAGCAACCAGAGGACCGACUUCUGUCUCUGGAAGGCCUUGGUACUGAGAUACAGAAGCGAUACGGUGGAAUCCCGUACAGAUAUGGUGUGUUUGAGAAGGAACUACAGCUGCAGCUGAUGUGGCGGGUCGAUCGUGGACAGGCAGAGCGGCACAAGAAUCCUAUCUCUAUACCAUCGUGGUCAUGGGCAUCAAGCUUGGCGAGGAUUCAAUUCUUCGACCAAUUUGAGACACCGGGGCCUUUAUCUAACGUGGUACAUUUAGAAGAUUGUGGGCAGAUGAGUUUCGAUGGUGACGCAGUUGUGAUACCGGCCGGGAAGAUGAGAAAGCUGAAGAAAUACCCUUGGUGGCGGAAGAUGAAGGUCGUUCCGGAGGAGUUUUACGAGCAGAGAUAUAAUUGGGAAAAUUCUGUUCGUUAUGACGAACUCGAAUCACCUGGUAUCUUUUCGGGAUCUCUUUUUGCGCUUUUGCUCUGUACUAGGCAAUUAAAAUGGUCGGAGGAUCGCAUAGAAACCCAAGAGUACUUUAUUGUCUUAAGGAGGAUCUCCAGAUGCAAUCACACGUACGAGAGGAUUGGAGCAGGAAUGUCUUGCAAUCGGGAGCAACAAGAGUUUGUGGGUAAUCUGCCGAUGUUAUCUACAGACUGUAAAAUCAAGGAGAACAUUCGGAUUAUUUAG
Trichoderma virens Gv29-8 is the source of this 2073-nucleotide messenger RNA. RefSeq lists its product as uncharacterized. The transcript is spliced from 3 exons. The record is from RefSeq and is a predicted model, not a curated record. The coding region runs from base 1 to 2073 and encodes 690 amino acids. Lineage: Eukaryota; Fungi; Ascomycota; Sordariomycetes; Hypocreales; Hypocreaceae.